Messenger RNA from Cheilinus undulatus (humphead wrasse), 743 nucleotides. RefSeq lists its product as uncharacterized. The transcript has 6 exons. The coding region runs from base 37 to 678 and encodes 213 amino acids. NCBI's taxonomy places the organism in Eukaryota, Metazoa, Chordata, Actinopteri, Labriformes, Labridae. The record is from RefSeq and is a predicted model, not a curated record.
AGGACUCUUGGAUUCUUUACUCUAAAGCCCAACAUCAUGGACCUGCGAUUCAGCUCUCUUCUCCUGGCAGUGGGCCUGUUCCUGAGAAGCUCGGCUCUCGCAGCUGACGAAUGUGAAUCCUUGCUCAAGCCUUUGACUCUGGAUGAUCCAUCAGUGUUGCACGGAAAGAUGCAUUUCAUCAUGGGCUACACUGAUGGUGACCUAUUUAAAGCCAUCCUGAAAACUACCACCAGCUCCUGGGUGGAAAUUUCUCAGGCGCCAUCAGACUCCAGUGUUCUUUUAAUGAGCCAAGGGAACUUGAUGAAUGGGACAUGCUCAGGCUCAGACGUCACGGUGACUAUUCAAAGUGGCACUGCAAGAGCCCAAAUGGGAGACACCAUCUCCCAUUUCCAGUCUCUGCAAACCUGUGAUGGAUGCCUCGUCUUUAACAUCAACACCACCGUCAGAAACUUAAACAGAUAUCUAACCCAGGUGAAUCUGGGGGGCAUCAAAGAAGAGGAGUCGGACAACACUCGUUCUCUUUACCUGAUGGCCAAUGAGACGACGGUCCAGGACUCCGUCCUGGAACAUUUCAAGAAGCAGGCCAGCUGUCUGGGUUUCACAGGAGAACCAGACUUCCACCACAAGCCUGAGAACAGAUUCUGCGAGAAAGACGAAGUUCAAAAAGUGGAAGCAUGAAGUCAUAAUAAACAUCCACGAUAUUUAACUGAAUUUCAGAAUUAAAAUGGACUCGUAAAAUAAAA